AUGGCUUCCACGGGAGUAGGAUCGCAGAAUGAAAGCCCGGCGUCGACCGAGGCCACUCCAGCAAACACCGCGUCGACGACAACGUCGAAUGCGCGUCAAACGCCGAUUGCAGGUCGGCGGACGCCUAUUCAUAACCCUUUCCCGGCAUCUCUGGCAAGCGAAUGCAAAAAAGCAGCUCAAAUCAUCGACUCCUUUGUGAAUCCCCGAUAUGAGGGUCUCGAAGGCACGAUUCCGCAACGGAUUAUAGCUCCUGCUAAAGGCUUGGUGAUCUGCAGCGUCUUCAAAGCUGGAUUCCUUGGAUCCGUUCGCUUCGGUUCCGGGCUCAUCGUCUGUCGUCUUCCCAAUGGCAACUGGUCUGCUCCCUCGGCCAUCUCUUUGGGAGGACUCGGUGCCGGAGGUCAGUUCGGAAUGGAGUUCACCAACUUUGUGUUCGUCCUCAACACAGACUCCGCCGUCAACACGUUCAUCCAUUCAGGCACCCUGACGCUGGGCGGGAACAUUUCCAUUGCGUUUGGGACCGGUCGAAGCGCCGAGGCGGCGGCGAUGCUCGGAACCAAAGGGGUAUCCAACAUCUUUGCAUAUUCAAAGACCCGAGGUGUUUAUGGCGGAUUGACGGUGGAGGGUGGGGUGAUUACCGAGCGAUCCUCGACAAACAAGACGCUUUACAAGCGCAAGGUCAAGGUGAAGGAUCUUUUGACGGGGGAAAUCCCACCGCCGCCGCAGGCUGAGCCGUUGAUGCGGAUCCUGAACUCGGACUGCUUUCGUCCUCCGACUUUGAAUGCGGAGCCAUCUCCGUCGGUGGCGGCGCCGGAGGCAGAGGUGACUGGUGCAUUGCCAUCUUCUGAGCCUGUCGAGCUGGUCGUCGAGCCUUCGGCCAGACCUAACGAGCCAAAUGAGACCGAAGCAACGCAGGUCCCGGUCGUUGCGGAGCAGAGCAUUGAAUCAGCCGAGCAGGCCAUAACAAGUACUGCGGAUGACGAACCUACAGCACAGCAACCUCCCAUCACAGUAUCAAGUGCCAGAACUGGUCCCUUGUCGUCUGCGGUAGUAAGCGAGGAGACUCAAGAAUCUUCCCAGGCCGCCCAGACCGCGGAAAAUAAGGGAGUCGAAGUGCCGCAGCCGUCAAAACCAGCAUCGAAUGACAGGACGGACACACAUUUGUCUGCCCUUAUGACCGAGAACGCCACGCAGCCUGAGGAGGAGGUUGGACAUGGCGGAGAUCAUAAGAAAGAGAGCGGGACACAAUAG
Messenger RNA from Penicillium oxalicum, 1248 nucleotides. RefSeq names its product lipid-binding SYLF domain-containing protein. Gene Ontology annotation, cellular component: actin cortical patch. The coding region runs from base 1 to 1248 and encodes 415 amino acids. Gene Ontology annotation, molecular function: actin filament binding; phosphatidylinositol binding. The transcript is spliced from 3 exons. Lineage: Eukaryota; Fungi; Ascomycota; Eurotiomycetes; Eurotiales; Aspergillaceae. The record is from RefSeq and is a predicted model, not a curated record. Gene Ontology annotation, biological process: actin filament bundle assembly; actin cortical patch localization.